Lytechinus pictus (painted urchin) is the source of this 423-nucleotide messenger RNA. RefSeq lists its product as uncharacterized. The transcript has a single exon. Lineage: Eukaryota; Metazoa; Echinodermata; Echinoidea; Temnopleuroida; Toxopneustidae. The coding region runs from base 1 to 423 and encodes 140 amino acids. The record is from RefSeq and is a predicted model, not a curated record.
AUGAAUGAGAUCUUCAACUCGGAUGAUGAUGUGAUGUUCAGCGUGAGAGAGGAGGGGAAUGUCCUUCCUAAAAGAUCAAUUAUGGUGAACAAUGCAAAGAUCGACACCCUUGUUGAUUCGGGAUCGUCAGUAGACAUCAUUGAUGAGCGUACUUUUAGCUGGAUGAGAGGCCGGUGCUCACCACUCCGGUUGACCCCCAGUCGCAUGAGAUUAUACGCGUAUGGAAGUCGCAGCCCACUUCCGCUCCUAGGACAAUUCUUAGCUAAAGUGUCGACAGCAUCAUCGUCGACCACGACUCGAUUUGUGGUAGUGCGAGGCAACAGCGGAUGCGCACUCAGUCGGAAGACAUCAACAGAGCUCGGACUGAUAUGCUUAGCGGGAGGUGCUCAGACACAGGAGCAGCACGUUGAUAAGGGGGGAUGA